CCUGAUAUUUCCUGAAUGAAAUAAAUAAUUUUGUGCAUUUAAUGAGUUUCAAUAUUUAAUCCCAAACUUUGGGAAUGGCUUGUUUGGCUAAACUAAAACAGGACAUUAAAUAUCUCGAAAGCGCAUUUCCCAAAGACCACGAACGGUUCCAAAUACAGUCUGCUUCUGUGGAUGAACUGUCAUGCAGAUUUAUUGGUAGAAAUAAUGAACAAUUUUAUAUCCAUGCAAAUAUAACGGAAACCUAUCCUCAAACAGCACCAAUAUGGUUCAGUGAUUCUGAAGAUCCGGCACUGACAUCAGUAAUAGCCAGAUUAAUAGACAUACCACCUGAUAAAUAUAAUAUUGUGCAGCAAGUUCAGAUGUUAGUAAACGAUCUUUUUCAACUCCAUGAUUUCCCAAUUCCAAAAAUUGAUUGUAGUGGAGAUCAUUGUCCCAUGGAAACUAAUUCUAAGAGUUUUGCCUCUAAUCAAAAUGAAAGUACAGAUGAGGAAGAAGAAGAUGAGUUUCAUUAUGACAUGGAAGAAGAUGUACAGAAUGACCAGAAGACAAAAGAUGAUGAUAAAGAUAUAGCUAGUGGUAAUUUAGAAGUCCUAGAAAGAUUAAAACAAAAUCAGCGAUCAUCAUAUUUAAAGGGUUCUGUGUCAGGGUCUGUUCAAGCCACAGACAGACUAAUGAAAGAAUUAAGAGAUAUAUUUAGGUCAGAUAGCUAUAAAAAAGGAAUAUAUACUGUUGAUCUAGUCAAUGAAAGUUUAUAUGAAUGGAAUGUUCGAUUAAAAAAAGUAGAUGAAGACAGUGCAUUAUUUACUGAUUUACAAACUUUUAAAGAAAAAGAAGGCCAAGAUUUUAUUUUAUUAAAUAUCACAUUUAAGGAUUCCUUUCCAUUUGAUCCACCAUUUGUUAGAGUAGUACAUCCUAUAUUAACUGGAGGUUAUGUUUUAGGGGGUGGGGCUAUCUGUAUGGAGCUACUCACAAAACAGGGUUGGUCAAGUGCCUACAAUAUAGAAUCCGUCAUUUUACAAAUAUCAGCAACCUUGGUUAAAGGUAAAGCACGAAUACAAUUUGGUGCAUGGAAGAGUCAAUACAGUUUAGCCAGAGCACAACAGUCUUUCAAAUCUUUAGUACAAAUCCAUGAGAAAAAUGGAUGGUUCACACCACCCAAGGAGGACGGUUGAGAAUCAUGAUGUGUAAAUGUACCUUUUGUGUCUGUGUGUAAACUGUUUGAAAGAUUCAGCCUCAUCGACAUUGCUUUCAUCUUUAAACAAGCUAAAUUGAAAGUAAAAGUAUUUGGGGCAAAGAACAAUUAAUGUUUCAAAAUGAAAUUGUGUUCCCUCAUAAUGCAUGUUCUUUUCUACAACUUCAAAGCUGAUGUGUAUCUGUUUUUUCAUAAAAUUCAUUUCCUAUGUAGGUGGGGAUAUUGAACGAGAGAUCAUGACAUUUAUUCAUCCAAAAUUUUCCUUUAUCUGAUGUUGGAUAAAUGUCAAAUAAAUAAAGUGCUUUAUGAUAUACAAUGGGUUUGCGUUUGGUCAAAUAAAGACACAUUCAUUGGCUGAUAUAAUGCAUAAAUUUGAUUAAACAGCUAAUGUUGUAUGUAGCUAAUUUAUCAGGGUUUGCCAGGUGGUAUUAAAAAAUAUGUUUCUCUUUAUUUAUUGGUUGGGAAAUGUAUAUUGACUACAUCUUAGAAAGCUGUAGUUUACUUAACAAAAUUAUUCUUUUGGGUGUUAGGAUUGGUACAUUACUCACUUUUUUUAUUAUUAUUAUUUGUAAGGCAUAAGAUAACCAGAUUCCCUAUGUUUUAUGGUUAUGGUAUCAGUUUCAAUUGGCGCAAUCAAAAGAUGUGUGCACCAAUCCAAUGCUUAUUCUAUUGAUAAAUAUAUAUUGGUGACAUUUAUUGGUUUUAAACCAAAACCAAUUUGUAAAUUAUAAAAUAAUUUUUAUGUAUGGAUUGUGUUGGUUAAUGUUAUGAUGUAAAUUGAACCAAAAUAUUGUAAAUAGAUCCAUUGAAAUUGUUAAAGAUGUAAAUAUAUAUAUAAUAGUAUAUAUAUUAAUUUUAUUGUA
Messenger RNA from Lottia gigantea (owl limpet), 2055 nucleotides. RefSeq lists its product as hypothetical. NCBI's taxonomy places the organism in Eukaryota, Metazoa, Mollusca, Gastropoda, Lottiidae. The record is from RefSeq and is a predicted model, not a curated record. The transcript has 11 exons. The coding region runs from base 75 to 1172 and encodes 365 amino acids.